AAAAAAAAACCUCUGCCGUGCUGUGGUUGCCUUCGAUUGACCGAUCAGAAAAGCCGAACGGGUCCCAUCUCCCUCUCUCUUUCUCCCUUUCUCUCGCGAAUUGGAUGUAAACGUGGGGACGGAAAGCUGUCAGAUUUAUUCUCCCUCUCAACGUCCAACAUUGCCCAAUGGGAAACAGAGUCUCUCAUGGAAGCUCAAGAAAUGUGAAUGAAGAGGACUAUGAAGAUUUGGAUAUGGGGACACCGAGACUUCUUGCAGUUCUAGUGAUGUUAUUCAGUUACAUAAAACCUGCAAAGUCAACUCCUCUCCAGCCAGUCUGUGACAUCCGCGUACUGGACAAUUACAUUCGAGAAGCGAAGAAUGCUGCAAAUACUGCGAAACAAUGUGAGGAGACCUGCACACUCCCAGGAAAUUUCACCCUUCCGAAAACCAGCGUCAGCUACAGAGAAUGGGCAGCAAAGGAUCUGAGGACGAAAGCCGAGGAGGUCCAGAGUGGCCUCAAGCUGCUUGCUGCCGCCGUCCAGAAGGCCCAGAACAUGACGGUCAACAGCAACAUGUUGUAUUCAAUAGAGAGGAGCUACAGCAACAUCCGCAGCAUCACGCAGAUGGUGAAGAGCUUCACACCUGUCAGCCUCAAUGGGGAUCAGCCGGCUGCACAGACCACCUUCAACAGCAGAACAGUGAGAACCAUCUUCCAUGUGUACCUGAAUUUCUUGCAAGGGAAAGUGCGAUUGUUUUUCUUGGACACAGAAGCCUGCAACCUGGCCACGAGCUGACAGUCCCCCUGAAGGAACUUCCCGUGCGAACUAUAAAACUGUAACCUUUGCACAAAAAUAUACAGCACCAACAAGGAACGGAAGAGAGAGGGAGAAACAAACGGAUGCGAUGAAGAGCACGGCUAUUUCCGUUUGGGACGUUAACCAUCCAGCUCUUGAGGACUUGACCAGAGACACUGUUAUUCCAAGUGCUCGGGACUUACAAUGCUUUGAACUCAAAGGCAAGAGAGACAGAGAGAGAGAGAGAGAAGCACCCAAUAACCUAUUUGACUGUGUGUGCCAAUCCUCUCCGACUGAAAGUGUCUCGUUUAUUGAUGGCGUGGCCCGCGACUGAGGGCACCAUUUUGUUCUGUAGAGUAUUUGUGAAUAUGGGACGUGAGAUUUUGAUGCCUUUAUAUUUUUAGCUCUGUCACCCUAUUAGACCUAAGGCCGUUUUUAUUGCUUAACUCGCAGAUUAAAGUUCACUGGUCACCCAGUAGAAGUAAACACAAAGUGGACGACUUCAGUCAAAAUGUUUUGUGAGAAUGGGUGAGUUCAACACUA
This is a messenger RNA of Amblyraja radiata (thorny skate), 1319 nucleotides long. It is a transcript of the gene epoa, whose product is annotated as erythropoietin a. The transcript is spliced from 5 exons. The record is from RefSeq and is a predicted model, not a curated record. Lineage: Eukaryota; Metazoa; Chordata; Chondrichthyes; Rajiformes; Rajidae. The coding region runs from base 168 to 776 and encodes 202 amino acids. Gene Ontology annotation, cellular component: extracellular region. Gene Ontology annotation, molecular function: hormone activity; erythropoietin receptor binding; cytokine activity.